ACGAACUUGCAUCUCCGACAACACUGUUGACUGCUCCCGCAGUCUUGGGCCAUCGCUGACUACAGCCUGAAGAAUGCCAUCAAGGACAUGAAGACGCAGGUCCGCUGUGAUGGCAACAGCGCUGACUCCUGCAUCCUGACCUACCAGGCCCAGGCGUACAGGAUCCUCACCUACCAUGAGACGACGACGCCAACCGUGUCCCUCGCAGACCUGUGCAAUGCUGUGGAGAUCACGACGAUGUGUAUAAAUGAUAAACUGGGCACCACACGUGUGGGAGAAGGCAUGGACACUAUUGUCAGUCGGCUUUGGAGACACCUUAAUGCCAGUGUUAUGGAAGUUUGUGAUGGCACUGCCCCCACCUGUCCUCUGGGAGUUCAAGCGAAUGUCGUGCUCAGCCUGCUGGUGAAGCUGACCACUAACCCCAUCUACACAAAGCAGGCUUUCUGCAGUGAAGUUCCAGUGAUGCUGAGCCGCGUGUCUCCGGCUGGUCUGGAGAGUUGCGGUACCAGCAACACCUUGUCCAUGGUGAUGCAGUACCUCCAGGAGAGCUACAGCGCCAAGUGCCAGACCACCAUCACAUGUGAACAGGCCGCAACUGAUGGAAACACCUGCCUCAACGAAAUUACUGCUAGCUCUUCCUGCGGGGAUCUCAAGCAAGUGCAAGCUUGUCUGGGCAAGGCUAUAGGACAAUGCAGCAACACCUCUGAUACUUUGAUGACAACAUUCAGAUCCAAGCUUGCCAACAUGACAGCAACAUGUAUACGCUUGCCGGUCAUCAGUCAUUCCUUGAGCACCGACAACACGAUCUACCUGGCAGAAGGCGGACCAUCAGUCAAACUGACUCUGGGGGCUCUUGACUUUACAGACGCUUUAUCAGCUAAUGGUGAAAUCAGACUCACGAUCAAGUUUGACUCGGCAACUCCCAGCAGCGUUCCAAGGUGCCCAAAUGACAAUGCAAUCCCACAAGUUGCAUCUGAUACAUGCCAGAUCGUCUUUGACGCCUCCAACAAUGCUGAUGAGCAGAGUUUUGAGAUAUCAGCAGUGCUUGACAACAUUGUGGACGGGUACCAGCAAGUCGAAGCAACAGUCACCAUGGAGAGAUUGGAAGGAAACCCACUGUCUGUUGUAGCGGACGAGACAUUGGGUCCAUUCAAUAUACAGGUGCAGGAUCGUGACGGGAAGUCUGCAAUCUGCUCCUCCAUCAAUGACCCCCAUUUGACCACCUUUGACGGAAGGAUGUAUAAUUAUAUGGGCACAGGCACCUUCCUGAUGUACGAAAACAGUCUUAGCCGUGGUAACAGUCCUAUCGAUCUUCAGGUUCAGACCAAGUUCCAGACUUGUGGCAACAGUGGGAGCUGUAACUGCGCCGUUUACAUCGUCGUCGACAAUGAUGUCAUCGUGUUUGAUAUCUGCGGAAACUCUGGCGUAUUCAACCCACUCAAAGUGGACAUCAAGAUACGUGGCGAGAUGAGUGAUGCAGUGAAGAUCAUGAUGUCUGCUGACCACAAGACAUACCAGGUUGUCAUAGCAACAGGCCAAAUUGUGAAAGUUCGAGAAAGUAAUGGCCACCUGAACGCAUGGAUCCUGGCCUCAGCCAGUGAUAGAGGCAACACGAGAGGACUGUGUGGAAUGUUUGACGGAGACCGGUACAAUGACCUUACCCAGCCUGAUGGCUCCAUGUAUGAGAUUACAGACGCAGACAUGGCGUGUACGGCACUCUGACACCAGAUAACUACACCCGUCAGUGGAGAGUCGUUGCUGGAUCUGAGGACGACAUCAGCAACGGUGUCCAGGGAGAUGUCAACGACACCGCUUUACCAAACACUUGUCAGUGUGGUUCCAGUGUGACAUGUGACCGGUUCGCACGCUGCGCAGAGACUUGUGGCCUGA
Messenger RNA from Haliotis rubra (blacklip abalone), 1890 nucleotides. RefSeq lists its product as uncharacterized. The record is from RefSeq and is a predicted model, not a curated record. The transcript has 12 exons. Gene Ontology annotation, cellular component: extracellular matrix. Lineage: Eukaryota; Metazoa; Mollusca; Gastropoda; Lepetellida; Haliotidae. Bases 88 to 1722 code for a protein of 544 amino acids.